This is a messenger RNA of Cooperia oncophora, 1362 nucleotides long. The record is from the annotation of a GenBank genome assembly. NCBI's taxonomy places the organism in Eukaryota, Metazoa, Nematoda, Chromadorea, Rhabditida, Trichostrongylidae.
AUGGGAAAGCGGCGGGUUCAAACCUUCGAUAGAACGACUGCCAAAGUCGCCUACAUAAACUGCGUUCGUCCAGACCGGGGAGGAACUCACUACUUCACGAAGUCAGGAAGAUUUGAAACAGAAAUGGUAGUCGGUCACAGAGAGAAGAAAUAUAACGUCAAAAAGUUGCAUGGAGACGAAACGAUGCCGAUCGCGUUUGAUCCGCCAUUUGUCGAGUUCGGCGACAAUGCUGUGGGUCACUCUGUGAAACGACGUGUGUUCAUUAGAAGCCUGCUCCAGAAGCCUAUUACACUAGAUUCUAUUGCUGGAGCUACAGUGAAUUUUCACAUAUCGUUCUUCAACACCGUUGAAAUCGCUCCUCUUGGUACUGCAUUUUUCGAGAUUGUAUUUCUUCCUCGUGAGGAAGGCCGGACAAGCGUUGCCAUUAACAUACGCACUUCCCUUCUGGUCGCUCUCCUCGAAUCCUUAUCGGCAUGUGCACCAUUCGUUGGUACUCGUUUGCCGUUCAACGGCACAAUUUCUAAAGAUAUUGUCCUUCACAAUCCAUUCACUAGUACUUUCAGAAUUACGGAGGUAGUAUCGUCUGGUGGUAAUGUGCAUGUCGAGAUGGCCUAUGAUAUAGACGGGAAAGUAGCAGGAGAACCACUUCAAUAUUGGGAUAUUCGUCCAUUUCAAACUAAAACAGUCUGUCGCGCCGUCAUUGUCGGUCACACCUUGGAGAAUACUACCGCUUUCGUUCGAUUCACAGGAUUACUUCUUGAUCAUGAUGGCAAUGACGGCGUGCAACACUCAAAUGUGCUUCCGAUUCCGAUAGAAAUAAAUAAACGGCGAGGUGUUUUUACAACUAAGGACAUACUGGAUUUUGGUCUUUUAAGGCAGGGUGAAAGGUCACAGCCUCAGAUGUUUUCGACACUGUACGUAGAUAAAGGAGAUCCCACAGGCAUUUAUAUGGAAUUCGCUUCUACUCCACCGAUUGCGGUAUUACCAGGAAAAAAUUCAUUACCAGGUAAACCGUCAGAUCUUGUGAAAGUGUUCUUCGACGCAUCCCGCAUAACAUUCGAAUCGCAACUACCUAGUGCUCGAACGUUUCAUGGGCGAAUAAUUGCCCUAAGUCGUGGUGGAAACUAUAACGUCACAAUGCCAUUCCGUGUCACCGUUUAUCAAGGAGAUAUCGUUUCGGUCGGUAAUGACCUUGCCUUGCAAGAAGAUAUCAAAGCUCCUCAUAAGCGUAGUGUUCGUUUACAAAAUGCUCUACCGUUUCCUGUUGCAAUUUGGAAUAUAUCAAUUUCACCGGAUGCGAGCCAGUAUUUUACGGUAAGGAUUAGUUUCUGCUUAUGCACACGUGAUAUCUUCUGUUUCUGA